AUGUGUACAUUUUCUCAGGCUACAUUUUGGUCAAAUACUAUAAGAUUUGGGUGUCUUUUUGACAACAAUCCUGAGUAUGAUCCAAAUCCAACAGUAAAUUUUACAUUGUACACUCCUUCAAAUCCUCAAAAUGAAAUUAUAAUUGACAUGAAUAAUACAGAAAAUAUUAAAGCAUUAUUUAAUUAUGAAAAAAUAACAAAAAUAAUAAUUCAUGGUUUUAUUUGUCAAAGUACUUUUUAUUCUGUUGAUCCCUUUGACUGGAUGCAAAAUAUGAAAAAUAAUUAUUUAAACAAUAAAUAUAAUGACACAAAUGUUAUCAUUGUAAAAUGGAAUGCAACUGGUGGUUUAUGUCGAUAUGAAGAUACAAUUGUUCCAAAAGUUAGACCGGUCAGUGAAAAGAUUGGAAAAUUAUUAGAAAAUCUUUCAUCAAAUAGACACAUUGAUUUGAAAAAUGUGCAUUUAAUUGGACACAGUCUUGGUGCUCAUGUUGCUGGUUUUACUGGUUUAUAUUUAACUUCAAAAAAUAUUGGUAAAAUUGGAAGAAUAACUGGUUUAGAUCCAGCUAAACCUAAAUUUGAAAAUUCUGAUGAACGACUUAAUAGAUCAUGUGCUGAAUUUGUUGAUGUUAUUCAUACGUCAACUGAUGAAAUUGGUAUUGAAGAUAAAAUUGGACAUACUGAUUAUUAUCCAAAUGGUGGAAGUCGUGAUCAACCUGGUUGUAAGGAAUCGAGUUUCUGGAAGAAAUUUCUAUUGCUUCAAGAUAUAUGUGCUCAUUCAAGGUCUCAUGAAUUAAUGACUGAUUCAAUAAAAUACUCUAAUUCUUUAAUUGCAACAAGAUGUGACAAUUGGGAUGAUUAUAAAAAUGGAAAAUGUGCAAAUAAUGAAAUAACACAUAUGGGUGAAAAUGCCAGACAAGAUAGACAAGAAAUUUAA
Aphidius gifuensis is the source of this 933-nucleotide messenger RNA. RefSeq names its product lipase member H-B-like. Gene Ontology annotation, molecular function: lipase activity. The record is from RefSeq and is a predicted model, not a curated record. The transcript is spliced from 4 exons. The coding region runs from base 1 to 933 and encodes 310 amino acids. NCBI's taxonomy places the organism in Eukaryota, Metazoa, Arthropoda, Insecta, Hymenoptera, Braconidae. Gene Ontology annotation, biological process: lipid metabolic process.